Molecule: messenger RNA, 2125 nt
Organism: Archocentrus centrarchus (flier cichlid)
Lineage: Eukaryota; Metazoa; Chordata; Actinopteri; Cichliformes; Cichlidae
Product: activin receptor type-1C-like
Exons: 9
Coding region: 1-1692 (563 amino acids)
Biological process (GO): cell surface receptor protein serine/threonine kinase signaling pathway; cellular response to growth factor stimulus; protein phosphorylation
Cellular component (GO): plasma membrane; signaling receptor complex
Molecular function (GO): ATP binding; transmembrane receptor protein serine/threonine kinase activity
Source: RefSeq, a predicted model, not a curated record
AUGUCUUUAUCAGAGGUCUGCAGCGCUAAUCCUCUUAAAGUCCAGUCAACAGAGGCGGAGCAAACUGCGUUUCUCGAUCGUUUACUGACGGAGACGUUUGUGGCGAGAGUGCAUGGCCGACGGACUUUACCGCAAUGUUUAUAUGUCGUGUUUUCUGUAGAGUUGCUGUGUGAGCGGUGCGCCAGAGAGGGAGCAGAUGCGGCUCUUACCAUGACUGGUCCCGGGAAGCAGUGCUUUCAGGCGGCGUUGAUCUUCCUGACUUUCGCCCAGCUGACUGCAGGUUUGAAGUGUGUGUGCCAGCUGUGUACCAACCACACCUGUGAGACAGCUGCAGACGGGGCCUGCUGGAACUCUGUGAUGCUGAUUGACGGCAAAGAGGAGACAGUGAAGUCCUGCCUGUCUCCCUCUGAGAUGAAGGGCCAGGUCUUCUGCUACAGCUCCAGAAAUGUCUCCAAGAGGAACUGUUGCUUUACUGACUUCUGCAACAACGAGACUCUGCACCUUUACCCAGUGAGACCGUCUGAAGAACCUGGCUGGAGCAGGCUGCAGCUCAUUGUGGUGAUCCUGGUGCCCUCCUGCCUGCUGUGUGUAGGGAUCCUGCUGGGUGUGUUCGUUGUGCAGGGCCACCGUUGUGCCUACAGGCGAGCCCACAAGCAGGACCCGGAGGAGCCUCUGGAUGAUCAGAUGCUAAUGUCACCUGACAAAAGCCUCAAAGAUCUGAUCUAUGACAUGAGCACCUCAGGUUCAGGAUCAGGACUGCCACUGCUGGUCCAGCGAACCAUAGCUCGAACCAUUGUCCUGCAGGAGACCAUUGGAAAAGGUCGAUAUGGUGAGGUGUGGCGGGGCAAGUGGAGGGGAGAGGACGUGGCAGUUAAGAUCUUCUCUUCCAGGGAUGAGCGAUCGUGGUUCCGUGAAGCUGAGAUCUAUCAGACUGUCAUGCUCAGGCACGAAAACAUCCUGGGCUUUAUUGCUGCUGAUAACAAAGAUAACGGCUCAUGGACUCAGCUCUGGUUGGUGUCAGAGUACCAUGAGCAUGGCUCCCUGUAUGAUUACCUGAAUAGGCACACCGUCUCAGUGGAAGGCAUGAUUAUUCUUGCUCUGUCCAUAGCCAGUGGGCUGGCACAUCUCCACAUGGAAAUCAUUGGCACACAGGGGAAGCCUGCCAUUGCUCACAGAGACCUAAAGUCUAAAAAUGUCUUAGUGAAGAAGAAUGGGACAGCGGUGAUUGCAGAUUUGGGUUUGGCCGUGAAACUCGACUCCAGCACAAACACCAUAGACAUACCAUCCAACCACAGAGUGGGAACUAAGAGGUACAUGGCUCCAGAAAUCCUGGAUGAGACAAUCAAUAUAAACACCUUUGAAUCAUUCAAGCGGGCAGAUAUCUAUUCAUUAGGCCUGGUGUUCUGGGAACUGGCCAGAAGAUGCUCCGAUAGGGGACUUCAUGAGGAUUUCCAGCUGCCUUAUUAUGACAUGGUGCCUUCAGAUCCAUCUAUUGAGGACAUGAGGAAGGUAGUCUGUGAUCAGAAACUCAGACCCAGCAUACCCAAUCAGUGGCAGAGCUGUGAGGCUCUGCGUGUGAUGGGCAAGCUGAUGAGAGAGUGCUGGUACGCCAAUUCUUCGGCGCGACUGACUGCUCUGCGUGUCAAGAAAACCUUGUCUCAGCUAUCUGCCAUCAAGGACAUCAAAGAGUAGUUCGAUUUGUUGCCCUGCAGAUCAGCACCGGUGCUGGCGCUGGUGUAAAAUAAUGGACCAGGUGCAAAUCUCUCUCACUGCCCGAAGCUGCCCAGUUUAGGAUGCAACCACACCAUCGGACAGCUUCAUCGUUUCGUCGCUGGUGCCAACGUAUUGUAGGCGUCGUCUUUGAAAGCUUUGCACUUAGACACCUUGUGAAGCAACAUUUUAACCAAACAGCUAAACCUUUUUUUGUAGGAAGAGCCAUUUGAAAUAAGUAGUGUUUAAUGUAUAAAUAGAUUAUUUUGCUACCUCAGUAUCAUAAGUGCCCAAAGCUUGAAGUUGCACAUUGUUAUUUGUGCCAUAUCUUGUAGCCAAUACAGUAUUACUGGGUAGAUAGUGUGCUAGAUGACAAUCAUGAAGGAUAUUGGGUUUAAAAAAAAAAAAAAAAAAA